Messenger RNA from Poecilia reticulata (guppy), 2157 nucleotides. RefSeq names its product membrane bound O-acyltransferase domain containing 2a (gene mboat2a). NCBI's taxonomy places the organism in Eukaryota, Metazoa, Chordata, Actinopteri, Cyprinodontiformes, Poeciliidae. Gene Ontology annotation, cellular component: membrane. The record is from RefSeq and is a predicted model, not a curated record. Gene Ontology annotation, biological process: lipid modification. Gene Ontology annotation, molecular function: acyltransferase activity.
UUUUGUCGUCGUGUUUUCGCCUGGUUUUGUUUUGCCGUCGUGUUUUCGCCUGGUUUUGUUUUUCCUCCGCCGCUGCCUCGUCUCCUCGUCGUCUGGAUUGACUCCUGACUAACUCAGAGCGGCGUCUCUGCUCUGCUGCAGGGCUUGACGUCGGUCGGAUCACGGCGCUGCUGGACUCGGUGUUUCUGUGUUUCUGCUCUGCUGCGGCGCUCUCAUGGUAUUCGGUCCAUUUUCUGGUGCAGAGCGGCCUCUCCUAUGGGGUGAUGAUCUUUGCCAGCCUGGAGCACAUGCACAAGUACUGCUUCAUCGUCACCCUCGGUUACCUGAUCGUCUGUCAGAUCACAAGAGUCUACGUGUUCGACUACGGCAUGUACUCUGCAGAUUUCACUGGGCCCAUGAUGGUUAUAACCCAGAAGAUCACCAGCAUGGCGUUUGAAAUCCAUGACGGUUUGUCGAAGCGCAGGGAAGGACAGCUGACUCCCAGUCAGAAAUACCUAGCUAUCAGCCGGAUGCCCAGCUUGCUGGAGUACCUGAGCUACAACUGCAACUUCAUGGGCAUCCUGGCGGGACCCACCUGCUCCUACAACGACUACAUGGCCUUCAUGGAGGGGACGUCGUACCAGCGCCGCCGCCAGGAGAGCGCUAACGGCAAGGAGAACGGGAAGGCCAAGCAGCCCGAGCCUUCACCAAAGCGCGCCGUGGUGGCCAAGCUGUGCACCUGCGCCAUCUCUUUGACCACCUACCUGUCGCUGUACCGGCUGCUCCCGGUCGUCCGCUCCAUAGACGAGCACUUCGUCAGCAACACGCCGUUCCACCUGCAGGUCGUCUACCUUUACCUGGCCAUGCUGGCGCUCAGGCCUAAAUACUACUUUGUGUGGACUCUGGCCGAUGCCAUCAACAACGCAGCCGGGUUUGGCUUCAACGGCUACGACGCAGACGGCUCGCCGCGCUGGGACCUGAUUUCCAACCUCAGGAUUCUGGAUAUCGAGUUUGCCACAAGUUUCAAGCUCUUUCUAGACAACUGGAACAUUCAGACAGCUCAGUGGCUCAAGAGAGUUUGCUACGAGCGUUGCCCCGUCAACCCGACGGCCGCCACCUUCCUGCUGUCGGCCAUGUGGCACGGCGUCUACCCCGGCUACUACCUGACCUUCGUCACCGGCAUCGGGAUGACCAUGGCYGCCCGCGCCGUACGGCACAACAUCAGACCGUACUUCUUGGUCUCCGACUCGCACAAGCGCGUCUAUGAUGUCAUCACGUGGGCUAGCACGCAGGUUGCCAUUUGUUACACGGUGGUGCCGUUCGUCCUGCUCGCUGUUGGACCUUCGCUAAAGUUCUACAGCUCGUGGUACUUUUGCUUGCACCUCCUGUGUCUCCUCGUGGUUCUGGUUCUGCCCGUCAAAUCGAGACGCCGGCAGGCCAGAGCGAAGGAAGACGCUGCGCAGGACGAGCAGCGCGACCACAGCAGCACAGACAACAACUGCAACCGGAAAGACAAAUCCACAUGAGACCGCCGCCRCGUCACGAGCUACACCUGGACCGGGUCGGGUCCAGUACCUAACCAAGAACCCAAAAAACACAAAACGUCUAGUAGCAACAUGGAGGACAGCCGUCACUCUGCUGACGUGGACAAACAGGAAGUAAUCUGGUGACUUUGGCGCUGCCUUAAACCCUCGAUGUACUCUACAGGUGAGGCCGGUAGAUGGGUGGAGUUCCUCAGGGCAGACAGGAAGUAUGUGGAGGGUUUUUGUCAUUGGAACAGGAAGUUCGUCCAUUUGAAAGAAGCAAACUUUAUCAUCAGCUGCCAACUUUGAACAGGCCUUAUGAUCUUUGAAUGGUUUCAUUUCUUUUUUUUUUUUUAUCUUGGAGCAGAGUUCACGUUGUGCGUUUCGUAUUUAGCCGUUUCUGACGACACUAUUUGAAAUACAUUCUUAAUGUUUUUUUUCUUUUUGGGAAGAUUUGGCUCUAAAACGACAGAGAGAAGAGAGUUUUCUGUUCUGGGUUUCUGUUUGGUUCUGGGUUUUUUCGAUCCAGGGGUUUAUUUGCAAACGGUUAAAGGGACUUUUGAUUUGCUCACAAAUCCAAACACACAUUUUCUCACACAUUUUUAAAUGUUACAACCACAAACUAAAAUGGGUUUAAUUGGAUUUUUUUAUUUGA